Biomphalaria glabrata is the source of this 1282-nucleotide messenger RNA. RefSeq names its product sodium/potassium-transporting ATPase subunit beta-like. Lineage: Eukaryota; Metazoa; Mollusca; Gastropoda; Planorbidae. The transcript has 6 exons. Gene Ontology annotation, cellular component: sodium:potassium-exchanging ATPase complex. The record is from RefSeq and is a predicted model, not a curated record. Bases 224 to 1123 code for a protein of 299 amino acids. Gene Ontology annotation, molecular function: ATPase activator activity. Gene Ontology annotation, biological process: sodium ion export across plasma membrane; intracellular sodium ion homeostasis; potassium ion import across plasma membrane.
CGUAUUUGUCCAAGGCCGUCUAGAUAACCCUCAGAUAUCGGGACGGGCUUGAUUUGCGCUCCAAUCCCUCACCCCCUUUCUCUGAGCUAACUGCUGUCAUAUUUAGGGAGAUUCCAACCAUUAAAAAAAAAAAAAAGACAUAGCAGCCUACCCUUUCCAGUUUAGCAUAUUAUUACCUAUAGAUACAUUUGUAGACACUUUAUCCAAUAACGACAAAUAAAUUAUGGAUUUUAUCGACGUAGACGCAAUUCGUAAAAAUGCCGCUGAUUUCUGUACAUUUCUAUGGAAUAGCCAAACGAAGGAGUUUUUAGGGCGAGGGAGAAAAAGUUGGUUUGAGAUUACAGUUUUCUAUAUCAUCUUCUUCGGCGUUCUGAGCGCAUUCUUCGUUUCCAAUGUCGUCAUUUUUAACAAGACCAUAGACGAUGUUGAGCCAAAACUCCAAGGAGACAGCAGUUUAUUACGUGGGAAUCCAGGUUUGGGAUUCCGCCCAAUGCCUGAUAUUCAAACCACCUUGAUACGUGUGUCACAUGAUGUUAAGGAGCUCGAAUCUUACGUCAAAAGCAUCAACACGAUAAUUCACAAGUACCAAAACCAGACAGAUGCUGUAGACUGCAGCAGUAUAAAUGAGACAAGACCACUUGCUAGAGACCAUUGCUACUUCAACAUCUCUGCACUGACAGAACAUUGUAAUGAAGAAAAUGGUUAUGGCUUGAAAGACGGACAGCCUUGCGUCCUAUUGAAACUAAAUAAAGUGUAUGGCUGGACGCCAAAUCCAUGGACAAAAACGGAAAUUAGGACAGAGUCUGAAGUUCCUGAGUACAUCCAAAAUAUCUACACACCAGAUCAAAUCUGGGUGCACUGUCAUGGAGAGAACGCUGGAGACGUAGACAACUUGGGACACGCCAGUGAGAUUAAGUACUACCCACAACAAGGAUUUCCUGUGGCAUAUUAUCCUUACCUAAACCAGGAAAACUACCGCUCUCCUCUUGUAUUCGUCCAGUUCCGGAAUCUUACCAAACACGUUGGCAUCAUGGUGGAGUGUAUCGCACUGGAUAGGAAUAUCAAGGUGGACAAAAAAGAUAAAGAAGGCAGUAUCCACUUUGAGCUGAUGGUGGAUUUGUGAUCUAUUUUUGUUUAAUUAUUAAUUAUUGUGCAUAUCAGAACUAUGCUGACUUGUUGCGAAUAGGAACAUUUGUUGCGAGUGUGUGUGUACAUCUGACCGAUGUCGUUUUUUUAUAUUUCACCUGAUUCAUUUUGAAUUGUGUAUGUUUUUCUUUUUUUU